Messenger RNA from Colletotrichum karsti, 675 nucleotides. RefSeq lists its product as uncharacterized. The coding region runs from base 1 to 675 and encodes 224 amino acids. The record is from RefSeq and is a predicted model, not a curated record. NCBI's taxonomy places the organism in Eukaryota, Fungi, Ascomycota, Sordariomycetes, Glomerellales, Glomerellaceae. The transcript has 3 exons.
AUGGCAGCCACCACAUCACCACAGGACCCCGAAGAGGGCUGCCUCACCAACUUCACCCACGACACCUGGCGCUUCCCCGAGUUCGAGAAAAUCGACCCGGACGCGGGCCUCCUCGGCGACCCCUUCUACGAGGAAUCAGAGGACCGCUGGUGCCUCUUCGCCGAGAUCGUCGACGUCUCGCUGCUCCUCCGCGUCCGCCUCGUCGCGCGCGACCGCGAGGGCGCCACGGUCGUCAUCGCCUUCUACCCGGACAACGCCGACCGCGCGAGCCUCGACACGCGCCAGUUCAAGGUCGGGCACACCAUCGCCCUGGUGUACCCCAUGCAGCACUACUUCCUCGACGGGACGCAGGGUGUUCGAGUGGAGGACUUGCAGAGCUUUCGUGUGUUCCCGGUCAAGAUGGCGGAGGUGUUCCGCGUCAACGACGAGCUUUGCACCUACUGGGAUUCGCGGGAGUCGCCGAAGAAGUGUCAUGCUUGUGGGAAGCAAGAUUCGAGCCUCGUCAAAUGUGGACGGUGCGGGUUCUACUACUAUUGUAACAAGGACUGCCAGACGACGGGAUGGAACCAGAAAGGUCACAAGGCGGCUUGCCGCGUGCUCAAGGAUGCCAACUUGAGGGCUUUGGUCAGGAUCACCGACGGCGAGGGCGAGCGGAGAUUUGCCUUCCCUUCGUGA